CCCAUGAAUGUACUUUGUUUGCGUUUAAACUUAAAACUUUUUAAAAGUUAUUUGAAUUUAUUAAUUUACAAUAAUUUUAAUUUUCUAAUUUUUGACGAUUCUAAUUUUAAUUUUAAGCAAUUAAUAAAGAUGGGUUGUUUUUUCCUCAAUCAUAGUUUUAUACAAUAACACUCGUAGAUUAUAGAAAAUAUUUAAUUUUAACAAUUUACUAGGUCAAGGACUUUCUACAAGACUUUUAAAUUUAAAUUAAAACUUUUAUAGUUUAAUUUUUUCAGAGAAAUUACAGGAAAAACGGUUGCUGUUUAUUUUGAGUAAAAUUAAAAAAUUCAUAACUCAGCCAACAUCCAUCCAAAUUACGUCAGAAUAUCAAGAUGUACUCUAUUUUACCUACUCUAUAUGUUCUUUUUACUUGAGAAUAGUAAAAAACAUUGCUGUACUUCGAAAGAUUUCUGAAAAACCCUUCCAAAAGCCAAAGUAUUUUCUGUUGGUUUUUGUUGAGUUGCAUCAAUAUAGAGAAGGUAAAAUAGAGUACAUCUUGAUAUUCUAACGUAAUAUGGAUAGAUGUUGGCUGGGUUAUGUAUUUUUUAAUUUUACUCAAAAUAUAGGCAAAACCUAGGUUGAAAAAGGGUUAUUUCACCUAAUAUAGGUUUUUAUCAGAUUUUUACAAGUGUUUUGAAUAACAGAUAUUGCCAAGAGAUUCAGCGUGGUCGAUUACCUAUGUUUCCAUUUAUUUUCGGUAUUGCCACACCUAAAGAAAUAUUGAUUCUGGGAAAUCUGAUGCCACGCCUGAACCGGAAAAAAUUAAGGGUUCGCUUAUUUCCCGUUUUGCAGGGGGCAUUUUGAACUAUCUUUCUAUGAAGAAAGAUCGACCUAUUUCUAUGUCAGUUCUCAGAGAUCCAAACUGGUUUUCCAAAGAUCUGUUCAAAAUCCGGUCUUUGAAUCUUUUUCAAAAUCAUUUUUGCUUGUGAAAAGAUGCAUACAGGUCUAGGUUAUCGAAUAGUGAAAACCGCCGGUCUCUAUCUGUCUUCUGUCAAAAGUUACUCAAAAAAUAACCGCGGCUAUUAUUUUCGAAAACAGACAGUAGUUUUUUUGUGAAGAGAUGAAGCCGACCUUUUUACUUCAUUAGAACCGCCAUCAAAAAAGCUUUAAAAGUAUCUGUCGCUAUUCUUUUUAUUUGCUUUAUUACUGAAAAAAAUAUUUUUUCUAAAUCAGGAGCGAAAACAUCGGAAUUCUGUCCAUAAUUCUCAAUUUUCUGUAUCAGAACUCAACUUUUAAGCAAUAAAAGUAUUAUAUUUAGAGUCAGCAGAAAAAAAUGAGAUCAUAAAUGAUAAUAAAUAUAUAUAUUUCAAAAAUUUUCGUUUAUUUUCAUUUAUUGGUGAAAAUCUCAAUAAUUUCUCAGUAAUAAAGCAAAAAAAAGAAUAGCGACAGAUACUUUUAAAGCUCGUUUAAUGGCGGUUCUAAUGAAGUAAAAAGGUCGGCUUCAUCCCUUCACAAAAAAAAACAAGAUAGGUUUAUGAAGUGUUUACAACGGAAGCCCGUACUGGAUAGGCCUUUGGCUUCAACCUCGAUCAAGCAUCAUUCUCAUACUCAGUUUUUAAUGCAUGAAUCAGAAAAAAAUAGUUUCGAAAAGUUAGUAGAACACACAUGAUGAAAAUUUGAAGUUUUUUUAAACUAAGCCGUUUUUUCAAAUUUCACAUCCUCCGAAUUUUUUCAAUUUUUCUCACUUAAAACUUUGUCGAAAAAAGUUAAAAAUCACAUAUUCGUAAUCAGGUCAUCGAGCUCUAUCCAACUAUAUAUGAAUAAACGAAAACAAAAUCUGCUCGAAUUUUGCAUUUUCGACACCUUAUUACAUUCAUUUUUUUACGUUUAGAUGCUCGUGUAUUUUUAACAAUCGCCGUUGAUUUAGCUAUAGCUGGUAUACAAGGAUCGGUGAGAUUUCUUUUUGAAGCAAAAGCUCAAAUUUAUUCUUCAAAUGAGAAUUCAGACGAACUAUUCGAUUUAUUUUUGUCAUCAUUUAAAAAAUUAACGCCGUUAUCAGAAGAAUUUCAUAUGAAAUUAAAAGAGGUAUGUUAA
Messenger RNA from Didymodactylos carnosus, 2073 nucleotides. Lineage: Eukaryota; Metazoa; Rotifera; Eurotatoria; Philodinida; Philodinidae. The record is from the annotation of a GenBank genome assembly.